GCGCGACUCGGUCGGCUGCUGCUUGGGGUAGAAAAUUCAAAACCUAUCAGACCGCUCUACUCCCAAAAUCCAAUGGCGUUUUCAACAGUAGUUAAUAUAUUUUGUCAUUUGGUCAAUGUGCCUCUGGAUACCGGAGUUUUUUUUGUGGAAUAUUCAAAACCUAUAAGACUGCUCUAGCCCCAAAAUCCAAUCGCGUUUCAACACUAUAUAUUUUGUCAUUUGGUCAUGUGCCUCUGGAUAUCGGAGCUUGACUUCAGCGACACAGCGCCCUGCUCCCGCUUCUCUGAGUACUUGGCCGGCGAUCUCCGCCCAGUCUCUGAAUCCUUUGAUCAAUUUCUGGCGAAAAGGGAAGAAGAUUCAGAUGUCCAAUGAUGUGGAAAAUCCGAAAGAUGGCCAUGCCACAAAAGCAGGGCACGGUUUGAAUGUUCCUCCCUCAUCACCAGCCCUUGAAACCACCCAAUCAACCUGGUACGGUAGCUUGAUUCAGCAAGCCUCUGUAUAUGGCGUAGCUGCUGGGUACUGUAUUUCAGCAUCAUUGUUAUCUAUAAUCAACAAAUGGGCUGUCAUGAAAUUCCCUUAUCCCGGAGCUCUAACCGCAUUGCAGUACUUCACCAGUGCUGCUGGAGUGCUACUUUGUGGUUGGCUUAAGGUUAUAGAGCAUGAUAAACUUGAACUUUUAACUAUGUGGCGCUUCUUACCUGCUGCUAUCAUAUUCUAUCUAUCCCUUUUCACGAAUAGUGAGCUCCUCCUGCACGCCAAUGUUGAUACCUUCAUUGUUUUCCGGUCAGCAGUUCCUAUUUUCGUUGCAAUAGGAGAAACUCUCUGCUUGAAUCAGCCGUGGCCUUCAUUGAAGACAUGGGGAUCACUUGUAACGAUAUUUGCUGGUAGUGUGCUUUAUGUACUGACUGAUUAUCAGUUCACUGUUACGGCUUAUGCCUGGGCUUUGGCCUACCUUGUCAGCAUGUCUAUUGAUUUUGUUUACAUUAAGCAUGUGGUUAUGACCAUUGGUUUGAAUACUUGGGGACUUGUGCUCUACAACAAUCUUGAGGCUCUGCUAUUGUUUCCAGUGGAGCUAUUUAUAAUGGGGGAGUUGAAGAAGAUGAAGCAUGAUAUUUCUGAUGAAUCAGAUUGGUCCUCUUUUCAGGUGGUCCUGCCAGUGGGCCUGUCAUGUUUGUUUGGUUUAGCCAUCUCUUUUUUCGGGUUUUCUUGCCGUAGAGCAAUCUCUGCAACAGGGUUCACUGUUCUUGGCAUUGUAAACAAGCUUUUAACAGUUGUAAUAAAUUUAGUCAUCUGGGACAAGCAUUCAACAAUUAUUGGAACAGUUGGGCUUUUGAUUUGCAUGAUGGGUGGGGUUAUGUACCAGCAGUCUACGAGCAACAAGGCUAAUGCUGUUAAAGAAUCCAAGGCACAAGAAAGAGAAGAGGAACAGCAAAAGCUGCUUGAAAUGCAGAGCAAUGUGGAACAAAUAUCAGACUCGGGAGAACGAGAGUCAUGACUUGCUUGGUUAGUAAAUAUUAGGCAAUUAUGCUGCGUGUUGAGUUCUUUGUUGGUGCUUCAUCGAGGAACAGCUAUUUCUCAUUCCACUGUCUGGGCACUAAUAACUGUUGGGGCAGAGCAUUUAUUGAAGAAAUCUCAGCUAGAGAGGAUUAAAUAUCUGAGCUUGAUCUUGUCUAAGCUAUCUCUCUCUCUUUCUGAACACUCCUUUGUAUUGUUGAAGGGGAUGAAAGUUUCCUUGAAAUGUUGUCUUAAUAAUUGGCUGCUAAUUGUGGAAUUUUAUUCUGAGUCGGUAGGUCUCCGUUCUGCUAAAGAAACGAAAAUCCUAUGUUCUGCUGCUGAGUCUCUCUGUUCAAACCAAGCGAUAGAAAUGAAUUCAGCAGUUCAUAUUGCUGGGAUCAUGUUUUUGUUCUAUAGCAGAUCUGCUGUGUUCUUGUUAUGCUUUUAGGACUUGCAAUGCCCUGAGUGUUUUUACUCGAAGAGUCCAAGGUCAAAUACAGCAUUCAGUUUGUAAUCGUAGCUGAGGCACGCAAUUUUCAUUGUCCGUUAUGUUGUCAAGCUCUUGUUACUGCAUGUAAUUCUUAGUUUGAUUCGUCUCUAGAAUGGUUCAUGACCCGAAUGGGGUAGUUAAACA
Messenger RNA from Coffea eugenioides, 2128 nucleotides. RefSeq names its product GDP-mannose transporter GONST3. Gene Ontology annotation, molecular function: GDP-fucose transmembrane transporter activity; antiporter activity. Gene Ontology annotation, cellular component: Golgi apparatus. Lineage: Eukaryota; Viridiplantae; Streptophyta; Magnoliopsida; Gentianales; Rubiaceae. The coding region runs from base 362 to 1495 and encodes 377 amino acids. The transcript has 2 exons. The record is from RefSeq and is a predicted model, not a curated record.